This is a messenger RNA of Cuculus canorus (common cuckoo), 2882 nucleotides long. It is a transcript of the gene RUVBL1, whose product is annotated as RuvB like AAA ATPase 1. Lineage: Eukaryota; Metazoa; Chordata; Aves; Cuculiformes; Cuculidae. Gene Ontology annotation, cellular component: R2TP complex; Ino80 complex; Swr1 complex. The coding region runs from base 78 to 1448 and encodes 456 amino acids. Gene Ontology annotation, molecular function: ATP binding; DNA helicase activity; ATP hydrolysis activity. The record is from RefSeq and is a predicted model, not a curated record. Gene Ontology annotation, biological process: chromatin remodeling; regulation of transcription by RNA polymerase II; box C/D snoRNP assembly. The transcript is spliced from 11 exons.
GCGGCGCGCCGGGAGCCUUGGUAACGCGCGGGCCGCGUGUGGCGAGUGCGGGUGUUGGGGGACCGUUCUGCCUCGCCAUGAAGAUCGAGGAGGUGAAGAGCACCUCGAAGACGCAGCGCAUCGCCGCUCACAGCCAUGUCAAGGGGCUGGGGCUGGACGAGAGCGGCACGGCCAAGCCGGCGGGGGCCGGGCUGGUGGGGCAGGAGAACGCGCGGGAGGCUUGUGGGGUUAUAGUGGAACUAAUCAAAAGCAAGAAAAUGGCUGGCAGAGCUGUGCUGUUGGCAGGACCUCCUGGAACCGGCAAGACUGCUUUGGCUUUAGCUAUUGCUCAGGAACUGGGAAGUAAAGUCCCCUUUUGUCCUAUGGUUGGUAGUGAGGUCUAUUCCACUGAGAUCAAGAAAACAGAAGUUCUCAUGGAAAACUUCAGGCGUGCCAUUGGGCUGAGGAUUAAAGAAACCAAGGAGGUUUAUGAAGGUGAAGUCACAGAACUGACUCCAUGUGAGACUGAAAAUCCUAUGGGGGGAUAUGGCAAAACCAUCAGCCAUGUAAUUAUAGGACUCAAAACUGCAAAGGGAACUAAACAGCUGAAGCUGGACCCAAGCAUAUUUGAAAGCUUGCAGAAGGAGCGAGUGGAAACUGGUGAUGUUAUUUAUAUUGAAGCAAACAGUGGAGCCGUCAAGAGGCAAGGCAGGUGUGAUAUCUAUGCUACAGAAUUUGACCUUGAAGCUGAAGAGUAUGUUCCCUUGCCAAAGGGUGAUGUGCACAAGAAAAAGGAAAUUAUUCAGGAUGUCACCCUGCAUGACUUAGAUGUGGCCAAUGCUCGACCUCAGGGUGGGCAAGAUAUCCUUUCUAUGAUGGGACAAUUGAUGAAGCCUAAGAAAACUGAAAUUACUGACAAACUUCGAGGAGAGAUAAAUAAGGUGGUAAAUAAAUACAUCGAUCAAGGCAUCGCAGAGCUAGUCCCAGGUGUGCUCUUUGUAGACGAGGUUCAUAUGCUGGAUAUCGAAUGUUUCACAUACCUGCACCGAGCACUGGAAUCUUCUAUUUCCCCUAUUGUCAUAUUUGCUUCCAAUCGAGGAAACUGCGUUAUCAGAGGCACAGAGGAUGUAGUGUCUCCUCAUGGAAUACCACUGGACCUACUGGACAGAGUGAUGAUUAUCCGAACCAUGCUCUAUACCCCACAAGAAAUGAAGCAGAUCAUAAAACUUCGUGCUCAGACAGAAGGAAUUAAUAUUAGUGAAGAAGCUCUGAACCAUUUGGGGGAAAUCGGCACCAAGACAACCUUAAGGUAUUCCGUGCAGUUACUGACCCCAGCUAACCUGCUUGCCAAGAUUAAUGGGAAAGACAGCAUUGAGAAAGAGCAUAUUGAAGAAAUAAAUGAACUUUUCUAUGAUGCCAAAUCCUCAGCAAAAAUCUUGGCUGAUCAACAGGAGAAGUAUAUGAAAUGAAGAGCUUAUCAUGUUAGAUGCUUUGAAGUGGUUUUAACCCUUACCCGGGGCUGGCUUAAUUAAUGAAUACGAAACAUUAAUGGUUUGUCUCUUUUGGGACUGAAAGAUAUUUAAAUGUUGGACUGCUUUGUCAGCCCAGAAUUAGCUGUCAAGUGUUCCUGUUUCAUUAUCAACAAUAAGAUGCUCCAUUAUGUCUCUGUAACAUCUCAGUCUCCUUUUUAUGAGUGUAUAUGAAACAAAUAGCUCUUGACCCAUUGGUUUUGUCUUUAGAUUUAAUUACAGAAGAUGUCUAACUGAAGUUGAUGCUUAAGAACAGUCUAUUUUCGUUAUGAAUGUUGUUUUAAAAUAGUUUCCUUUUACAGAUGAGAACUUGGGGUUUUUUUUUUGAAUAAAAGUUUGUCUGAAGUGCUUUAUAAUAAAAUAUCUCAAGAAUAGUAGCAGCUUAUGUGUGUUUGCCCUGGGUGCUGACCUGCCUAAAGCAAUAGUCAAAAUCACUUGGACUUAACAAACCCAAAUACAAGUAAAAUGAAUCUACAACACCAAAGUAGAUUUACAGCAAAGGAAAGAAAUUGAAAUGGGACCUUAAGUGUUUACUUUUCUGUAAGUCUUGUUUUUUAUUUUCUGAAGCCUUCUUUGGGCAAUGCAGCAAUAGGUAAUAGGAAUUAUCUUAGCCCUUUCCUCCAGAGUAACUUAUCCUUUAUUUGGGUUUUUUUAACGCAGAUUAAAUAAAAAUUGCAUUUCAGCAUGGUUAACUAUUUUUUUCACUAUGUUCUGUCCCCGCUUUGCUGACCACCCAGGAACAGGAAAAAUAUUGCAAACUAAAAAUGUAUGAAUAUUCAUAUAUAAAAAUGAAAGUUAACAGAAUGAUGGUGAAAAGAACAACUCAAUAAUUAAUGUUUGAAAUCCUGCUCUGUACAGACAUUGUAUGAACUUAGCCAUAGUCUCUUGUUCACCAAGUACACUUCCUUGUUUUGCAAAGCAUGGAUACUUGAUUGCUUCACAGCGCUCCGAGGAUAAAUGAUUUAAAGAUUAAGAUCCUCGUAACACUCAAAUACAAAUCUAGGUAACCAAGUAAAUGGAUUAAGUAGGAAUAAAGUGUAAGAGCCUUAUAAAGGGACUAAUGUCACAUUCCUUAUUAGAACCUUUGGUGUUUUAAAACACUUUAUGUACACUUACCCCAAGAACUAUGCUUAUUUAAGUAAGGUCGGAAGGGAAGAAAUAAUGACUUGUCAGAGGAGCCCAAUUUUAAGUACCCUUUUUAGCAGUUGCACAUUGAAGAAGUAAGUUUUCAAUUAAUUUUAAUCCACAUUCCUAAAUGAGAAGUUUUCUGCGGAGUGAGAAAUGUAAAGCUACAGCACCUUCCGUAAAUCUUUCAGUCAUCACUUCCUCACAGCGGGAGAAUCUCAGUAGUGUUGCACAAGGCAGACACCAGCA